CCUUGUGCGGAGAGGCGCCUGUGUCCGGCGGCGCCGGAGCGGCCCGGCCAUGCCGCGGCCCCGAUAGGCGCCCCGCUCGCAGCUCCCCGCCCGCACCAUGCCAUGUGUCCCGCGGAGCCGGGCGGCACGCAUGGUCUCCCUCUGGCUCCUCGUCCUCCACGCCCAAGCGCCCUGCCUGGGCAGGGCCCCGCCGGCCGGCAGCUCCCCGUUCCCCGACGGCGGGCAAGAGCAAUUUGUGAAGACAGUGCCAGAUUACCAUGUGGUUCAUCCAGCAAGAGUAGAUGCAAGUGGGCAUUUUCUUUCUUUUAAUCUACACCAUCACAUCUCAAGCCCGAGGAAGAAGAGACAUCUUGGAAAAAGUGAAAAUGUGGUAUAUUACAAAAUUAAUCAUGAGGAGAAGGAUCUGUUUUUUAACUUGACUGUCCACAUGGGAUUUCUUUCCCAUAACUACAUAGUAGAAAGGAGACGUGGCAACCACACCAGAGCGAAGAUUUCAACUCGCUCGGGAGUUCCUUGCCACUUCCUUGGCACAGUGUGGCAGCCUGGCUCCGGCAGUGGGACAGCAGCAAUCAGCACUUGCAGUGGCCUGACUGGAUAUUUCCAUCUGCCCCAUGGGGAUUACUUCAUUGAACCCAUUAAAAAGCAUCCACACAAGGAGGGAACAUCCCAUCCUCAUAUUAUCUAUGGUGCAGAUAACCUUCAAAAUGCUUUAAGGAGAAGACGAGCCAUCCCGAUGGAAAAGGAACGAGCAUGUGGACUGAAUGAUACCCACAGCUUUUUCAAACAGCAGCAGCAUCGGAGGGAGAGAUGGGAACAAAAUCAUGCAGCUGUCAGAAGGGUUUCUCGGCGCUCUGUCAGCAAGGAGCGAUGGGUGGAGACGCUUGUGGUUGCAGACAGUAAAAUGGUUGAAUAUCAUGGAAGUGACCAUGUGGAGUCAUAUAUCCUCACUAUAAUGAAUAUGGUCACAGGGCUGUUCCAUGAUCCAAGCAUUGGCAAUGCAAUUCACAUUGUGCUGGUCCGGCUCAUCCUCUUUGAGGAGGUGGAGCAAGGCUUGAAGAUAGUGCACCAUGCUGAUAAGACAUUAGCCAGCUUCUGCAAGUGGCAGAAGAGUGUCAAUCCCAAGAGUGAUGUCAACCCCACACACCAUGAUGUGGCUGUCCUUCUCACCAGAAAGGACAUUUGUGCUGGCAUGAACCGUCCCUGUGAAACCUUGGGCCUGUCUCACCUGUCAGGCAUGUGUCAGCCUCACAGGAGCUGCAACAUCAAUGAGGACUCUGGCCUUCCCUUGGCUUUCACUAUUGCUCAUGAACUUGGACACAGUUUUGGAAUCCAGCAUGACGGAAAGGAGAACGACUGUGAGCCUGCUGGAAAGCGCCCGUAUAUUAUGUCCCGACAGUUGCAGUAUGAUCCCACUCCACUCACCUGGUCACAGUGCAGCAAGGAGUACAUCACACGGUUCCUAGAUCGUGGCUGGGGAUUCUGUCUGGAUGACAUCCCUCAAAAAGAAGUUCUGAAGUCCCCAGUCAUUGCUCCUGGUGUGAUUUAUGAUGUGCACCACCAAUGCCAGCUUCAGUAUGGUUCCAAUGCUACAUUCUGUGAAGAUGUGGAUAACCUUUGCCAGACGCUCUGGUGUUCAGUGAAGGGCUCCUGCCGCUCCAAACUGGAUGCAGCUGCGGAUGGCACUCGGUGUGGAGAAAACAAGUGGUGCUUCUCUGGUGAGUGCAUUACAGUAGGGAAGACUCCUGAAGCAAUCCAUGGCGAGUGGGGCCUUUGGUCGUCCUGGUCCCAUUGCACAAGGACAUGUGGGGCAGGAGUUCAAAGCGCAGAGCGGCCAUGUGAUAAUCCAGAACCCCAGUUUGGAGGAGACUACUGCACCGGAGAAAGGAAACGCUAUCGCAUGUGUAACAUCAGCCCCUGCCACAAAGACUUGCCAACCUUCCGUCAGAUGCAGUGCAGUGAAUUUGAUACAGUUCCCUACCAGAACGAAUUCUACCACUGGGUUCCUGUUUAUAACACAGCAAACCCCUGUGAGCUCCACUGUCGCCCAGUAGAUGGCCAUUUUUCAGAGAAGAUGCUUGAUGCAGUCACUGAUGGUACUCCUUGCUUUGAAGGAAGACACAGCCGAGAUAUCUGUAUUAAUGGCAUGUGUAAGGCUGUUGGCUGUGAUUAUGAGAUAAAUUCCAAUGCAACAGAAGACCAGUGUGGAGUUUGCCUGGGAGACGGCUCUGCUUGUCGUACAGUGAAGAUGAUGUUUAAUCAGAGUGAAGGAUUUGGAUAUGUUGACAUUGGGCUAAUUCCAAAAGGUGCAAGGGGAAUAAAAGUCAUGGAAGUUACAGAAUCUGGAAAUUUCCUUGCUGUGCGAAGCAAAGACCCAGAAAAAUACUACCUGAAUGGAGGCUUUAUCAUCCAAUGGAAUGGUGAAUACAAAGUGGCAGGCACAAUAUUUCAGUAUGACAGAACAGGAGAUCUAGAAAAUCUGACUGCUCCAGGACCCACCAAUGAAUCAAUAUGGAUUCAGCUGCUUUUUCAAGAAACUAACCCUGGAAUCGAGUAUGAAUACACUGUACGUAAAGAAGAAAGUAAUGAGAAUGAGAUUGGAGAGCCAGAGUAUUUUUGGCAAUAUGGAGAGUGGACAGCCUGCAGUGUUACCUGUGGAAGAGGCGUGCGGCGGCAGAUCGCCCACUGCGUGUGGAGGGGCAGCGGAGCCAUCAAGAACUCCUUCUGUGACCCAGCAACGCAGCCCAACGGGCGGCAGAAGAAGUGCCACCAACAGGACUGCCCGCCCAGGUGGUGGGCAGGGGAAUGGCAGAAAUGUUCAACCACGUGUGGCCCAACAGGCCAGAAGAAGAGAACUGUACUUUGCAUCCAGACAGUGGGAUCUGAUGAGCAGGCACUGGAUGUCAUGGAGUGCCAGCACCUGCUUAAACCAAAGACCCAUCUGUCAUGCAACAGAGAUAUCUUGUGCCCGUCUGACUGGACUGUGAGCAACUGGACUGAGUGCACAGUCACUUGUGGUGGUGGAAUAAGGACUCGUAGUGUCACUUGUGCCAAAAAUAAUGACGAGCCAUGUGAUAGUUCCAAGAGACCAAACUCUAAGGCCCUGUGUGGUCUUCAGCAAUGCCCUUCUGCUGGAAGAUUUCUGAUGCCCCCACAGGCACCCAGAAGAGGCAAGAUCAUAAUCAGAAAAACAACUGCUGAUCCUGAACGGAGUCUUCCUCGCAGAAUACCCAGACCAAACCCCAAGUUCCAUACAACAACAGAAACACCCAAGGAUGAAAGUGUAACUCCCUGUCUGCCUACGUCCUCUGGUUUGGUCAAUGUCUCAGGAAAAGAGGGAGCAGCCAACAGGACAUUACAAAAUAAUUCUGCUGAAUCGAGUGAUGUUUACAAUUAUCCGAUUGUUUCUGCUGAAAAUAGCUCAUAUCAAAAUAGUACUUCAUGGCCUUUUCAUAACAGCUUAAGUACUGAAAUUACAAGGCAUGCUGAAAACAGUUCUAGAAGUGAGCCGGUUUCUACUGCAGAAAGUGAGAUGCAAAGAAGUAAGGAGACUCCUGUUUCCUCUUUUACCAGUAAUCCAGAAAUAACUUCCAGCUAUGACUACUUAACUGAGGAAUCUGACAGCACUGAUUGGCCACUUGGAGCCAGCAAGAAAACAGUUGAUCUCUUUUACAGCACAGAACUCAGUCCUGAAAUCAGGACCAGAAGCACAACCAUGGACACUGCCUCUCCUGUCGCUCAGAAUGAGAGUGUGACUUCUCAGUCCCCACCAGCAUCUCAUCACCCUUCUGUGCCUGCUCCUGUUAGCAGAGCAGCACAAGGGCUGCCUUUUCCAACAGCAGCACACUAUGUCAGCCUGCAAGUUGAUGUGCCUGUUGUAGAGGUAACUACCCCACAAGCACUGGUUACAGAAAUGCCCACAGAGCUUGGUCACCCACCAAGAGACCAGACUGAGAGCAGAGAAGAAAUAAAGCUGCCUGACACCAUAAGUACCAGCACACAAUCCUCAGCUCCCAAGCAUGCUCUGAGCAACCAAAGUGCAGCAUCUGAGGGUGUUCUAAUGAACGUCACAGACAACAGACACAUAAUAACAUCCAACAGUUUGCCCAGUGAUGCCUACUGGAUAGUAGGGAACUGGAGUGAGUGCUCUACGACCUGUGGAAUGGGUGCUUUCUGGAGACAUGUGGAGUGCAGCAGCAGGAACACAUCUCACUGUCAGGACAUGAAAAAGCCUGAUCCUGCAAGGAGAUGUUAUCUCCGCCCAUGUGCUAGCUGGAAAACAGGAAAUUGGAGCAAGUGCUCUGUGAAUUGCAGCGGAGGCUUCAAGACCCGAGACGUUCACUGCAUUGAUGUUCGGGAAAAGCGGCUGCUCAGGCCUUUCCAUUGCCAGCUACUCGGCUAUAAACCACAGUUCAACACUAGUUGUAACGCAGAACCUUGCUUGCAAUGGCAUGUGGAGUCCUGGAGUGAGUGUUCGAGGACGUGCGGUGGCGGCCAGCAGGAGCGGCACAUCUCCUGCCCACGGGAAGGGCACUGUGACUGGACCCAAAGACCUGACACCACUGCGUCGUGUAACAGGCAGCCUUGCACACAGUGGAUUCACCAGGCCUGGAGCCCGUGUUCCAUUUCUUGUGGAGGGGGAAUUCAGCAAAGAACUGUGGAAUGCAUGAAUACAGAAACUAAUGAAACUGAAGAUGAUAGUAUGUGCAUGGAUAAACCCAAGCCCACAAAACAUCAGAAAUGUAAUCUGCAAGACUGCAGGAAAAAUACAGGGCUGCCCUGCAGCAAAGACCAGCUGUCAGUUCACUUCUGCCAGAGGCUGAAAGGCAUUGGCAAGUGCUUGCUGCCGUCAAUACAGACUCAGUGCUGCUUCACGUGUAGUCAGCCCCGAAUUCGAAGCAAAGCAAGACAUGGAGAUCAGCGAGGCUUCAAACAGCAAAAUUACACUAAGUCUAGGAAAAAACCACCUCAAAACCAAGGAAACAACAACCAAGCAGCUUGGCAUUAGCUGUUUCUUUUCUUGUUUCCUUGAAUAGAGCUUCUGUUUACAGGUGUUGUGUUCCUUACAUUUUUCUGAACCAUCCAGCAUAAAUGGAAAUCUGUGAUCAAAACUGGGAAAAUACAUUGCCUAGGGUUAUCAGUCGUAAUUUACUGCUUCAGUUUUUUCUCUGUAAUAGUCCUAAAAUUGUAACAUGAUUUUCCAUGUACCAGCAGCUAGUACUUUUUAGGCAUGCAUAGGCACUAGAAACAGGCCUGCAAGAAUUUUCUGAUUUUUUGUAAUGAGUGCUUAACUUGUUCUUCCAGCUCUUUUCCAAAACCUACUUGAAAUACCAGCCCUGCUUAUUCAAGAGUGCUUAGUGAAGGUGGCCCUUGAGGCAACAGACAUACCUGUGCCAUGGGCCAGUUCUCUUAAUGCUCACUUGCCUUUCUUUUUUAGGAAUAAAGGUGAACUGGCAGUUUUUCUCUAAAUUCAUUGCUCACUUCAUAAACUUAAAAGCAGAGUUUUGUAAAAACUGCUUGUGAUAGGCAGGAUGAAUUGAAAUACUGUUUUUUUCAGGAAGAAAAAAAAUCUUAGCUCAGUACUUGAUUGAAUCUCUAAAGGAUACCUCAGCCAUAACCUGUUCUUGACAGUUUUCUUCUGCUACAAAUGUCUUGCUAUAAAUUGAAAACCCCAUAACAUAUGGGAUGUUAAGUUCCCAAAUAUGUUUUAAGCAGCAUUUCUUGGUAGCACAAAAGCCAAGUUAUUUGCAUCUACCACCUUAAUAGUCAUAAAAUCAUUUAGGUUGGAAAAGACCUUUAAGAUCAACAAGUCCAACCUCUAAGCCAGUGCUGCCAAGUCCACCACUAAACCACACCCCUAAGUGCCAUAUCUACUCAUCUUUUUUACACAUUUAGGGGAGGAAACAGCAAUAUCUUUUAGACACUUUUAUACAUUCCAUCUGAUAGAAUAAUUUCAGUAUAAAGGAAAAUUGGGUUUUGCAGAUCUUUUGCUAGACAGACAGUAUUCUUAAUUAUCAUCCAUAGUUCCUCUCCAUUUAAAAUCAACUAUUCAAGGCCAUUUGAGAUUAGAUAAGACAACCGAGUCAAAACUAUGUCCAGUCUCUAUAGCUGCAGGUAUUCAGACACAAAUGGUACAUGUCAGCAGGGCACAAAAAGCUGUCUGGAAAUUGAUGGAGCAUAGUGGUUGUACCAGCUUAUUCUGCAACAAAAAUUUAACCUCAACACUUACCCUUUGGAAAGGGUGGUGUUCUCCCUCUCUUGACUUCUCACUUCCACCAGUUUUAUGUCAGUGGUCAGCUCCAUUUAGUUCAAGAAUGUUACAGAUACUGAACAGAGGAAUCAGGAAGCUUCACUGUAAUGGUUUCCACUUUUUACAGCACAAAGAGUAAAGGGGUCACAUAGUGAGAAAGCAAAAGACUUCUAAGCUGAUGUAGGUAAGGAGAAUUGGAAGUUGGGUCUUUUGCAUUUAGAAACCGGAAUAUUUCUGUUCUUUGACAAAUGAAAAAGGAAGGAGCAAUGAGGUAGCCCAGAUAAACAGUUUUCCUAAUUUCAUGUUAACUUACGUGAUAAAAUUCAAAUUUACAGACCUUGUCUGCAUGUACAGAUAUGGCAUGCAUGCAUUUCAGGUGGAAAUGUCUCAUGCUACAUUUUCAAAUCAAUUUUACACCAUUACAAUAAAGGCCAGCUAGCAACUGGAAACUCUGUAAUUCACACAGAUAUUCAGUGAUAGAGCUAUUGUUUCAUCCAGUAUCUCCCAAGAGAGCAUAAACCCACAUUCACAAGAGCACUCUACCACCUCAGUUACAGCGGAUUUUUCCCGCAGUGUAAAUCCAUAAUCACAGUGGAGCUGAGGGCUGCUGGAACAGUAAUCUGAGGCCCAGAAUAGUAUCUGCAUAGCUCAGGCCUCAGGCAUAAGGGCACCACUAGCCAAAUAGCGUGUCUGUUUUUGCUAGUGAAGAAAUUGCCAAAACAAACUUCAGGGAACCAAGACUGGACCCUUUGAACAAAGCUGGGUAUUUUGAAGAGAGCUGGACGAGAGAAGACAUUUAGAUUCCUUUGGAAUUCAGUAGGAUUUGGACACCUUCGUUCUUCUGGCUUUUUUGAAAAAUCUCAGAUUUUCACCCUACUUACCUUACUUCUUCAGACUGUAGUACAGGUAAAUGCGCGUUUUAUGUAGUAUAUGGUGAGACACAUGGUCAUGAAUCCAAGUGUCACUGUGGUUACAGAACUAUGACUAGCAGUAGCUUUUUUUUCUGGACAGGCCUUUAUGAAAGUUAAUAGAAGUGUUUCAGCCUGGCUAUAAUGUAUUAACCUAAUGAUGGCCACGAGUUGAAUUAUCAUUUUUCAAAGGUUUGUGUCCUUUGGCUAAGGACUUACUUCUUCACUUGAAGUCUCUGGGAGUUCAAAAUAUGCAGCAUGGUAAGGUUAGAUUUAUUAACCUCUGUGAUGGCAAUAUAACCCCAGUUUUAGGUGCUGAUGAAACAAAAUCCACUGUUUAAAAUGUGGUGCUAGGUUAACAGACAUGGGGAUGACUUGCAGUGGUGCACGUGUGUGUAUGCACACACUCUUACAAUAGUCUGUGUCUGUGGUGUUGCUGGCCAAUGCCAGACAUGAUGCUUUUAAUUUUCACAGUUUGCUUCUCUCCUUCUGGGGACCCUUUGAGCAAUAGAAAUCUGGGCGGUUCUUACUCCUCUGGGCACAGAAAUACUGAAUCAUGUGCAGGAGUAGAAGUGUCCCGCCUGAUUCAGGAAGAAUUUGGCCAGGGCCUGGGCUCGGGCUGCAUGGUGUAGACCAGUUCCCUGACAGCCAAACAACCUGGACUGGUGGGCAGUGCAGGUGCUCCUCACAUUCCCAGAAGAAUUCCAUAGGAUUUGGGCAGGACAGAGUUCUGUGUCAGAUUACUCUGUGUAGAGGUACCUGCAUAACACUUUAUCCAGAGGUCAGCAAAAGGAGGCCACCAGGUACAUGGGCUAAUGAGAAAAGAGCUGACUGAGUGGAUAUGGUGCAGGUUGGAGGAAAAUACCUGGAAGAGUUUUCCUUUCCAGUGCUCCUUAGGGCUAGUAUAGAGUUAAACCAAUUCUGCCUUCAUUGUUUUCUUCAGGGAGCUUUAUUUCAUUUGAAAUGAAUAAAAAGUGAAUAAAUGAUAUUAUGGACAUUAGUCAGAAUAAUCUUUCUACCCAGGGAAAUACAGUCAUUACUGUUUCUCAGCUUAAAACUUUAGGGAAAAUACUGUGACAACAGGAACCUUUUUAACAGAGCAGUGCCACUGCUAUUAUGACACAACUGUUCUUAAGUAAAGGUGGAUUUAUAAUCUGAACCCAGAUGGUCAUUAGUCUCAAAACUGAAUUGAAUACUAACUGCAGAGGUGUUUUAAUAUUGUAUUAUUGUAUUAGCCCAAGACACAUCAGCUUCAACAGAUUGCUCAGGAAAAAAUGUGUACUUGUCACAUUCACAGCUUGUUCUAACAUUUCAAGGUUUAAAAAGCAAACUAUGAUGACAUAUUUGUUUCAAGCUUCAAUAAAUGGCAUUGCAUA
Poecile atricapillus (Black-capped chickadee) is the source of this 8531-nucleotide messenger RNA. It is a transcript of the gene ADAMTS12, whose product is annotated as ADAM metallopeptidase with thrombospondin type 1 motif 12. The record is from RefSeq and is a predicted model, not a curated record. Gene Ontology annotation, cellular component: extracellular matrix. Lineage: Eukaryota; Metazoa; Chordata; Aves; Passeriformes; Paridae. Gene Ontology annotation, molecular function: metalloendopeptidase activity. Gene Ontology annotation, biological process: extracellular matrix organization; proteolysis. The transcript is spliced from 25 exons. Bases 98 to 5005 code for a protein of 1635 amino acids.